AAAACUUUUUUCAAUUUUUCUUACAAAAAAUAUCGCUUUCAUUUCGGUAUUUAUAUUCCUUGUAUACCUGAUUGUACAUCUGACUCUUUAUCAGAUAAACCUGCUUUUCUUACACAAACUCCAAAAACUCUUCAUUUGUGUCAAAUUCCAUCCCCUUUCAUUAUGUCGCAUCAUCGACGUGCUUGCGUGAUGCAUCAGAAGAAAUUUUUUAGCACAGAAGUGAAUCAUUUCUUGCGUCCUACUCAGAAUUUAAGGAAUGAAAUGAAUAACAACAAAAGUACACAUGCUUCGAAUGUGUUCAACAAAUGGCUUUCGCACACAAAAAAAGAAAUCUAUUCAAAUCGGUUAGGAAUUAAAUAUACCACCAGUUAUUACGCUAACGGUCAUCAAAAUAUUUUUAAGAAAAACAACAAAUAUCGCUAUAUGUACAAAAAGCGUUAUAAUAAUUUUAGUCACAAUUAUAGUAUCAAUAAUUCAACGAAAAAGAAACAAGAGGCUCGCUUUAAGCGGAAUUGUACUCGUAUCUACAACAAGAAUAACAAAUUACGAAUACUAAAUGAUCGACAAAAACUUAGGUCGGCUGUUCGCCACAGAUUUCUCACUUCAAUAUCGCAAUAUAUAGAUAAACCGGUCACCCAUCUUCGAUAUUCAAACAAGAGAAGAAGUAUCAAAAAAUCAGAUUAUAAUUUUAAUGUUCCAUUUUUUUCUUUUAAAAAGAAAGUACCCCCUAUUAGGAGAACAAAUCAUGUUAUCUAUGAUUUUACUUCUAGUUAUAAUUAUGUACCUCGAUCUCAGAAAUCUUCUAGCCUCUAUAUUGAUGAUGUAGCUUCAACGACUACUUUCUGUAAAGAUAUCAUUUAUCCUCUUCCUCCUGAUAUGGAUCCUGUUCCUGAUAAUAUUGAUAUUCCAAACGAACUUCGCCCAUAUAUACCUGAUGGACCAAUAUAUAUGUUGGAUCCUUCAUCAAACAAAAAGAAUAAGAAAAAAGUUAAACCCCCAACAUACACUUAUUGCAUCCCUGGAUCACGUUUGUGGUUUGAUUACUUACGAAAGAACAUUAAAAACGGUAUUUUACCCUUUCGAGACUUUAGGGUUAACACCUCUAGUCCUAUUUCCACCCACCCUAUUUCAGAUAGUUCGUCACUUAGUGAUUCUAUUUCACGCAACAACAAUAAUUUACAACAACACAAUGACCUUUUAAAUUUACAACAACACAUUAUUGAAAACAAUAAACGUCAAUGGAACGUCAUCAAUACACAACUUGAUAAUGUUAUCAUUCAAGAUUCUCAAAACACUUCUAAUCAACAUUCAGUUCACAAAAAACCUAAACGAACUUAUUCCAGUUACCUUGCUGACUCCCUGGAUGAAGGUUUUACCUCUGCUCGAUAUUAAUUUUUGUAAUGAGCCAGGAUUAUCUACAGAACAACUCAAAAUUAGUGUGAACCAUUCCACCUCUAACAGUAUUUACAGGUGGUGGCUUUUUUAGCCAAAAGAAAAAUACGGAUCAUGAGAACACAACCUUAUUUACUAAAUAUCAAUGCGAAUCCUCAAUGAUCG
Rhizophagus irregularis DAOM 181602=DAOM 197198 is the source of this 1557-nucleotide messenger RNA. RefSeq lists its product as uncharacterized. The record is from RefSeq and is a predicted model, not a curated record. NCBI's taxonomy places the organism in Eukaryota, Fungi, Glomeromycota, Glomeromycetes, Glomerales, Glomeraceae.